AUGGGGAAAGGCGCGUGAUCUGAAACAGAAUUCAGAGCAUCGGAGCUCCAUAAUAACAACAGUACGUUUCAUCAACAUCAUCAUCUCUUCCUGCUCCCAUCUCUCAGACUUCACAAACAAUCUCUCUCUCUCUCUCUCUCUCUACAAUGAGCUCGAUUCCACCAUUUUCUCCUCCUUCUCCUUCUUCCUCCGAUCAAUUUUGAGCUUAUUUCUACCGACAGCAAUGGUGGCGAUGUAAUGAAGGACCGCCAGCGUUGGCAGCCGGAAGAAGACGCACUCCUUCGAGCCUACGUCAAGCAAUAUGGCCCUAAAGAAUGGAAUCUCAUCUCUCAGCGCAUGGGGAAGCCUCUUCAUCGCGAUCCAAAAUCCUGCCUCGAGCGCUGGAAGAAUUACCUCAAACCUGGCUUGAAGAAAGGCUCGCUCUCUCCCGACGAGCAGACUCUCGUCAUCUCUCUUCAGGCCAAGUACGGCAACAAGUGGAAGAAGAUCGCUGCCGAGGUCCCCGGCCGUACGGCCAAACGCCUCGGCAAGUGGUGGGAGGUUUUUAAAGAGAAGCAACUUAAGCAGUUGCAGAAGACGCAGAACUUAACGCAGAGGCACGAUUACCAAAACUCCGACGGGAAUAUUCCGAUUGUCGGUGUUUCCUCUCCGGAGAAGGCGGUUCAAGGUCCUUACGACCACAUCUUAGAGACCUUUGCCGAGAAGUACGUCCAGCCCAAGAUCUACGCCGCAGCGUUUCAAUCUCCUCCUCCUCCUCCUCCUCCGCCUCGUCUUUCCGUCCCCGAAGCCGAUCCGGUCCUCUCGCUCGGAUCGGUCAGUUCUACCACGUCAUCUCCCACCGUCCUUCCUCUCUGGAUGAACGCGAACUCCACCAGCACCGCCUCCUCUUCCACCGUGUCGACCACGCCAUCGCCAUCGGUGAGCCUCACGCUAUCUCCCUCCGAACCAGCAAUUAACGAAACGGAAGUGAACCGGAUCUUACCAGUUCAACAGAUGGGAGCCUUAGUCCAGUACUGCAAGGAUCUGGAAGAAGGACGGCAGAGUUGGGUCCAACACAAGAAAGAGGCGACAUGGCGAUUGAACCGAUUAGAGAAGCAGCUGGAGUCGGAGAAAGCAAGGAAGAAGAGAGAAAAAAUGGAGGAGAUGGAAGCAAAGAUUCAGAGGUUAAGAGAGGAAGAAUCGGCGUAUUUAGGGAGAAUCGAGAGCGAUUACAGAGAGCAGUUGAGUGCCCUGCAAAGAGACGCAGAUAGCAAAGAGGCAAAACUGGUGGAAUCAUGGUGCAGCAAGCAUGCGAAAUUGGCGAAGCUAGUGGAGAAAUAUGGAGUUCAGGGACAUGGAUUGGUCAUGGUUACUGGUAAUUCAAAGGAUAUCGUCCAUUGAAGCUCUGCUUCCAUGGCCGGCCGGCCAUGACGGUGGAGUUAAAUGCAGGUUUGUUUUAUCUGUGUACUUGUUUUACACAGACUGAUUCUGUUGGGCACAAUUAGAAAACCAGAGGAAGAUAGCAAUAAAACUUCAGAAACUUUUUUGAGCAAUGGAGCUUAAACUAAUUCAAAAUGCAAGUUAUUUAACCAUUGAGGAUCUGGGUUAGUUCUUGAUUUGAACUUCUAACUUUUGAUCGAGAUUAUCUAUGGGAAUAUUGAACUUUUGUGAUGGUAAUUGGUGUCA
Cucurbita maxima (winter squash) is the source of this 1665-nucleotide messenger RNA. Its product is annotated as protein rough sheath 2 homolog. The transcript has a single exon. NCBI's taxonomy places the organism in Eukaryota, Viridiplantae, Streptophyta, Magnoliopsida, Cucurbitales, Cucurbitaceae. Bases 238 to 1380 code for a protein of 380 amino acids. The record is from RefSeq and is a predicted model, not a curated record.